Molecule: messenger RNA, 240 nt
Organism: Eurytemora carolleeae
Lineage: Eukaryota; Metazoa; Arthropoda; Copepoda; Calanoida; Temoridae
Product: rho-related protein racE
Biological process (GO): small GTPase-mediated signal transduction
Molecular function (GO): GTP binding; GTPase activity
Source: RefSeq, a predicted model, not a curated record
ACAAGUUUGGCUGCCGUAUACAAGGGUGACGGAUUUCCUGCUAACCAUAUACCAACAGUUAUUGAGAACUUCUUUGUGCCAAAACUGGUUGGAAAUCAAGAUGUUCAGCUGGCCAUCUGGGACACAGCAGGACAAGAACACUUUGACCAGAUUAGAAAGAUUGUGUAUCCAGGGACUCAUGUUGCUAUGGUUGUGUUCAGGUAUUUUAAAAAGAAAAAUUUAGUUCUGUUCCGAGACUAA